AGAAGGUGGAGAAUUUAAAUCCAAGCGGUGCUUCCAAAAAAGAUAUUCUCGAUCGUGCUAUAGUUUUAUUUAUGCAAGAUCCAAACUAUUCUAAAGGUUUUAAAUUUGACCAUGUUUGGGAUAUGAUUAAAAAAUUUGAAAAAUUUAAAGAUAAUGUGUCAACUUCAAGACAUGUUGCUUCAAAAAAAGGCAAGUUGAUUAUGACUCUUCCCAAUCAGACUCUCAUCCACCAUCUCCAAUUUCCUUAUCAACUGGAUUGUCAUCUUCGUUCAACAAAGAAGUUGAUACUGAUUCUGUGUCAGAUUUUUCAAAAUGACCAAUAGGGGUAAAAAAAGCCAAAUUGAAGAUGAAAAAUGAUGACACUAUUGUUUUGCUUGAGUCAGUUAAGAGCGACAAUGAUCAACUUAUAGAGAUGUUUAAGAAAUCGUCGUUAGAUCGACAGGAACAAUUGCAAAUCUAGCGACAAAAUAUGGCAUACAAAGAACAGAAAAGGGAAGAUAAAAUUAUGUUCAUGGAUUUCAAUUCUAUUCACGAUCCACAAACGCGAGCGUAUAUCAUUGCAGAAAGAUCAAGAAUUUUACAAAAAAAAAAUCUCAAGAAAGAGGAUCAUCAACUGGAUUUGAGAAUCUAUUUGAUGAUCUUGGAGGGUCUGGAAGCGGGUUGAAUGACUACUAAUUUCUAAAUUAGUAUGUUUUUAAUUAUGUUUUAAUUUUAAUUAUAAUGGUGUUAUUAGUUGUAAUUUUAAUUAUGUAAUUUUCUUAAGUAUCAUUUGUAUUCUGUUAUUAUGUUGUUUGGAUUUGAAACUUUAUUUAUAAAAUUGUGUGAUUUAAAU
Cuscuta europaea is the source of this 832-nucleotide messenger RNA. The record is from the annotation of a GenBank genome assembly. Lineage: Eukaryota; Viridiplantae; Streptophyta; Magnoliopsida; Solanales; Convolvulaceae.